GAUUUUUCGUGAUUGAUGAACAGACGCAUUCGACUGUUGUGAUUGUGACUCAACAUAUAGUGCCCAAUGAUCACGUUGGCUUACUUCAGCAGAUUUCAGCGCAUGUUUGCUAUACAAUUGAAUCGUUACACGACGGCGGACAGUGGGGAUGAAAACAAUUAAUAAACAAUUUCAAACAAAAUUGUCUACAUGUACAGUUAAAUAGACCUCACCUUCGUCGCCUAUGAGUAACGAGAAGGAAUCCAGGAUGAGCCAGUUACAAUUCUCACCACCAUUCGACAAACUACAGAGUACGGCGUGGAAAAAGCGACAGCAGGCGGUGUGUUUGAGCCACGCGUUCAAACACUACGGCUCCAAGAAACGGUCCAACCAUGUUCUCGUAAAUUUGAACAUGACUGUUUCCAAAGGCAUGAUAUACGGCCUGCUUGGAGCUUCUGGCUGUGGGAAGACCACACUGCUGUCCUGCAUUGUGGGGCGACGGUCACUCAACAGCGGCGAGAUUUGGGUUCUAGGCGGUAAACCGGGGACUAAGGGUUCUGGUGUACCCGGAAAGCGUGUGGGUUACAUGCCACAGGAAAUAGCUCUGUACGGAGAGUUCACUAUCAAGGAGACCAUGAUGUACUUCGGCUGGAUCUUCGGCAUGGAGACCGGGCGGAUCGCCGAGCGUCUCACUUUCCUUCUAAACUUCCUCGAUUUACCCAGCGGGAACAGAAUGGUGAAGAACCUUAGCGGUGGGCAGCAGCGUCGCGUUUCGUUCGCCGUGGCUCUAUUGCACGACCCGGAUCUGUUGAUCCUGGACGAGCCCACCGUGGGCGUGGACCCACUGUUGCGACACGCCAUAUGGAGGCACCUAGUGCGGCUCACCAGCGCGGGCGACAAGACGGUCAUCAUCACCACGCACUAUAUUGAGGAGGCGCGCCAGGCACAUUGCAUCGGUCUGAUGAGGGGCGGCAGGCUGCUGGCCGAGGAGUCUCCCCAGGCGCUGCUUACCAUGUACAACUGCAUAUCGCUGGAAGACGUCUUCCUGAAGUUGUCAAGGGAGCAAGCCGGUCAGAAGAGCGCCGUUGUUGAGUUGAAUAUGUUCGGCGGCGGUCUCGGGCUGAACAAGAUGUCGAAACGCGAGGAGGCGCCGUACGCGGCCGAGGACGAAUACGUGGUCGGGCUCAACUUCCAGGUGAUCAACCAGAGCAAGGAGGCGCUCAUCGUGGAUAACGGGGACGUGAGUCUGCCCGGCAAGGUGAUAGAGGCUGUCACUAAUGAGUGCAACGACUGUGGAGGCUGCUUUAACGUGACGUCACACGGCAAGAUAAAGGCCCUAAUCCAAAAGAAUAUCCUACGGAUGUGGCGCAACGUGGGCGUGAUGAUGUUCAUUUUCGUGCUGCCCGUCAUGCAGGUCAUUCUGUUCUGCCUGGCCAUAGGGAGGGACCCAACUGAUCUCAAACUGGCUAUAGUGAACGAUGACGCACAACUAGUGAAUGGGGAAUGCAUGUUCAACUCUUCUUGCUCAAUGAAGAACUUGUCGUGUCGCUACCUAAGCCACCUCACCGAGCACACGCGACAAAUACACUACGCCAACCUCAGCGCCGCGCAAGAUGCCGUGAAGCAAGGACACGUCUGGGGAGUGCUGUUCUUCAACGAGAAAUACUCCGAUUCCCUGGUUGCGAGACUUGCGUUAGCUGACGCCGCUGACGAGGAGACGGUGCGCCUGUCUGACGUCCAGGUGUGGCUCGACAUGUCCAACCAGCACAUCGGCCUCACGCUCAACCGGGACAUACUCUACGCCUAUAGGGACUUCGCACAGGAUCUGCUGGAGCGGUGCGAGUACAACCCGAAGCUGGGUGACAUCCCCAUUGAGUUCCUGGACCCCAUCUACGGCAACGAAGACCCUUCGUUUACGGACUUUGUUGCCCCAGGUGUCAUCAUCACAAUCGUGUUCUUCCUCGCCGUCGCUCUGACUUCAUCGGCUCUAAUCGUGGAGCGCGCGGAAGGUCUCCUCGACCGUUCAUGGGUGGCGGGCGUCUCCCCGGGCGAACUCCUGUUCUCCCACGUGGUGACGCAGUUCGCAGUGAUGUGCGGCCAAACUGCGCUAGUACUGAUAUUCAUGAUCCUCGUGUUCGGAGUGGAGAACCACGGCAAUAUCGGCCACGUGAUUACGCUCACCAUACUGCAGGGUCUAUGCGGCAUGUGCUUCGGUUUCGUAAUAUCAGCGGUGUGCGAGCUGGAACGAAACGCAAUCCAAUUGGCUCUGGGCUCGUUCUAUCCGACGCUGCUUCUCAGUGGCGUCAUCUGGCCCGUAGAAGGAAUGCCUUUAUUUCUACGCUACGUGUCGUUCUGUCUCCCUCUUACGCUUGCUACUAACAGCCUGAGGUCUAUUCUCACGCGCGGUUGGCCGCUGACCGACUCGGAUGUUUACAUGGGCUUCGUAUCCACCCUUAUAUGGAUCGCUGUCUUUAUGACGCUCACACUCACUAUACUGAAGCUGAAGAAGAACUAAACGCAUUCCACUAUUUAAAAAAUCGACACCUAUCUAGGAAGGUGUAAAAGGCUGAUUCGCGUUCCAUUUUUCAUAGUAGUAAUAGACGCAGGUGUUACAUUCUGGUUUAAAACAAACCUUCAUAAGAAAUUCAAAAAAAAAAAUACAGGCCGAUUCUCAUUUUUAUACAACCGAUCUAAUUUCUUUUUAUUUACAUUUAGUCUUUGCCACUACCCCUCGCACUGCCGGCAAUUAUUUUGCAUUUUAAUUUUAUAUUUUCCAGUCCACGUUUAGCUAACGCGAACAUGUUCGAAUUUCAAAUACUUUAUCCGGAAAAAGGCUAUGUUUACUCUUGUUUGUUUUAGUUUUGUUAUUUAUUUCACGUAAUUACACGGCAUGCUGCACCUAGCAACCCAGUUUUUAAGGGUGCUUGCACACGGUGCAAGUAACUUGAGCAUGUUGUGGCACUUGCGCAGUCUAUAGGCAUCCUGAAAAUACCGUGCAAACUUUGGAGGGUGUUUUGCACUUUGAUAUGAGAUUUGAACAAUGGUCACUGUUUGUGUUAUGUACACAAACCAAAAACAUUAUCAGAAAGUAAAUAAACGUCCAGUCUACAAAAGUCGACUCAGUAAAUACAGCUUCAUUAUGCCAUCACAAAGUGUACGAGAUUUCUAUUUACUUCGUAUCAUGUAUAGAGACUGCUAAAUCUCAA
Molecule: messenger RNA, 3185 nt
Organism: Chilo suppressalis (striped riceborer)
Lineage: Eukaryota; Metazoa; Arthropoda; Insecta; Lepidoptera; Crambidae
Source: the annotation of a GenBank genome assembly